GCCGGCGCACAGUCAGCGCAGCUCUCUCCUGAAGCUUCAGAGCGACGGGAGUUGCUGCUUUUUCACACAUUUUCUUGGAUAUACCAUCAUCUCGCCAAAAUGAGACUUAUUUAUGUUGCUGUCUUGGUUGCGGCUUUGUUGACAGAAAAUCUAGCGCUUCCAGUGGGAAAAGAAGGGCAGAGAGAAGAUGUGGUCACACGCUGUUUGGUGGAAGUCCUCUCCAAAGCUCUCACCAAACCGGACUCCAGGCUGGACCAGGAAUGCAAAGGCAUUCUCCAAGCAGGGGUUAAACAUGCCCCACUGGACAAGAAAAGUGGAGAGGGGAUAGCAACUCAUGGAGAGCUGGCCAUAGGUCAACCCGAGGAGCCUCAGGCGAAGGGAACCGAUGUGAAAGACAUCGAAGCUUUCUUGAAAACCGUUGAGGAAAAAAGAGAAAUCCCAGAAGACGAGCGCAGCCAGGAAUCCUGGAGUCUUGGUGACGAGAAGGAGAAGAGACACGAGAACGAAGAGGAAGAACAGCGGGAGAAGAGGAGCGGCUGGAGGCCUGGGAGGUACCACCAAAAGAAACACAAACGAGACCAAGAAGAAGUAGAGGGGGAGGAGCCAGAGGAAGAGCGUAGCCAAGAGUCCUGGGAUGUAGACAAAAGGAACGGGGGCGAGGACGAGCAGGAGAUAUCAAAGCGCAUAUGGAAACCAACACAUCGUUAUCACCACAAGAAAAAGUUCCACAAACGUGGUGAAGAGGAGGAAGAAGGUGGCGAGCGCAGCCAGGAAUCAUGGGGUCUUGAUAAGAGGGGCUGGAGGCCAGGAAGGUACCACCAGACACGACACAGACGUGAUGAAGAACUCGCAGAGGAAGCCAGGGAAGAGCCAGAUGAAGAGCGCAGCCAGGAAUCAUGGGAUCUUGAUAAGAGGGGCUGGAGGCCAGGAAGGUACAGCCAGAGGAGACACAAGCGUGAUGAAGAACUCGCAGAGGAAGCCAGGGAAGAGCCCAAUGAAGAACGCAGCCAGGAAUCAUGGGGUCUUGAUAAGAGGGGCUGGAGGCCAGGAAGGUACAGCCAGAGGAGGCACAAGCGUGAUGAAGAGCUCGCAGAGGAAGCCAGGGAAGAGCCAGAUGAGGAACGCAGCCAGGAAUCAUGGGAUCUUGAUAAGAGGGGCUGGAGGCCAGGAAGGUACAGCCAGAGGAGGCACAAGCGUGAUGAAGAGCUCGCAGAGGAAGCCAGGGAAGAGCCAGAUGAGGAACGCAGCCAGGAAUCAUGGGAUCUUGAUAAGAGGGGCUGGAGGCCAGGAAGGUACAGCCAGAGGAGGCACAAGCGUGAUGAAGAGCUCGCAGAGGAAGCCAGGGAAGGGCCCGAUGAAGAACGCAGCCAGGAAUCAUGGGGUCUUGAUAAGAGGGGCUGGAGGCCAGGAAGGUACCACCAGACACGACACAGACGUGAUGAAGAACUCGCAGAAGAGGCCAGGGAAGAGCCCGAUGAAGAACGCAGCCAGGAAUCAUGGGAUCUUGAUAAGAGGGGCUGGAGGCCAGGAAGGUACCACCAGACACGACACAGACGUGAUGAAGAACUCGCAGAAGAGGCCAGGGAAGAGCCAGAUGAAGAACGCAGCCAGGAAUCAUGGGAUCUUGAUAAGAGGGGCUGGAGGCCAGGAAGGUACAGCCAGAGGAGACACAAACGUGAUGAAGAACUUGCAGAGGAAGCCAGGGAAGAGCCAGAUGAGGAACGCAGCCAGGAGUCCUGGGGUCUUGAUAAGAGGGGCUGGAGGCCAGGAAGGUACAACCAGAGGAGGCUAGGAAGGUACAACCCGGAAGUUAUAACCAGGAAGGUACAACCAGAAGAAGCGCGAGAUGAGCCUGAGGAAGAGCGCAGCCAGGAGUCCUGGGGUCUUGAUAAGAGGGGCUGGAGGCCAGGAAGGUACAACCAGAGGAGGCCAGGAAGGUACAACCCGGAAGUUAUAACCAGGAAGGUACAACCAGAAGAAGCGCGAGAUGAGCCUGAGGAAGAGCGCAGCCAGGAGUACUGGGACUUUGACACUGGAAGAGACAAGAGAGAGUGGAGGGCGGGCAGGUUCCAUCAGAAGAGACCCAAACGUGAAGAGGAGCUCUCGGAUGGGGAACGCAGCCAGGAGUCCUGGGGCUUAGACAAAAGACAGGGAACAGAAGAGGAAGGAAUAGAAAAGCGUAUAUGGAAACCGACACAUAGAUACCACCAUAAGAAGAAGUACCAUAAACGUGGCGGAGCAUCAGAAGAAGAAGAGGGAGAGCAGAUGGCUGCCUCUGAGGAUUAUGAGGAGGCGGGAAAGGACGGGGACGACGCAACAAGGUAUCUGGCAGAGAAGCCCAAUCCCUGGAUUUACAGAGGUUUCUACCAUCCUGCAUGGUAUAAAAGGGAUUCAGUUGAGCAUACAGCAAACUCAAACAAGAUGGACGAACUGGCCAAGUUGCUGAGCUAUAAGAUAGACCAGCUGGCCAGCCAAUCAAACCAAGAGGAACCAAAGAAGAGCAUGCACCAGAGAGUACUCACCCCGCGGGAGAAGGAGCUGGACAACCUAGCAACAAUGGACACGGACCUGCAGGAAAUCGCUGCCAAGUUGCAUGACAACAGCACAUAAGCCAAGAUGGAAGAGCUGCUAGCUUACUGUAUGUUAGCUAAUUCAGUGUUUAAAAGACAAAAACAUCCAUCAAAUCUGGAGCCUUGCCAAAAGCAUUUGAUCAACUUGCUUAUCAUAGUAUUUGUGAUAUUUUGAUGUAUUGAAAUGUAAAAUUUGAAAAUGAUCCGCAUGGGAAUGGUUUUGAUGUUUAUAUACAUGUAAUAAGAA
Messenger RNA from Trematomus bernacchii (emerald rockcod), 2817 nucleotides. RefSeq names its product chromogranin B (gene chgb). NCBI's taxonomy places the organism in Eukaryota, Metazoa, Chordata, Actinopteri, Perciformes, Nototheniidae. The coding region runs from base 100 to 2610 and encodes 836 amino acids. The transcript has 7 exons. The record is from RefSeq and is a predicted model, not a curated record.